Tribolium castaneum (red flour beetle) is the source of this 2566-nucleotide messenger RNA. RefSeq names its product Ubiquitin specific protease 5 (gene Usp5). The coding region runs from base 109 to 2493 and encodes 794 amino acids. Gene Ontology annotation, molecular function: zinc ion binding; protein binding; cysteine-type deubiquitinase activity. The transcript is spliced from 9 exons. Gene Ontology annotation, biological process: protein deubiquitination. NCBI's taxonomy places the organism in Eukaryota, Metazoa, Arthropoda, Insecta, Coleoptera, Tenebrionidae. The record is from RefSeq and is a predicted model, not a curated record.
GCACAACUAUUGACAAUAGCGUCCAUUUCAUCGUCAAAAAAGCCGUCAAACGAAUUGUCAUCAUUGCAAAAUUCAAAUUAUUGUUUAAAAGUAUUAAAACCACAAACCAUGGAAUUACUCACACCGCAUUUAAGCAGCGUUAGAGUCCCAACAGCGACCAGCAAAGUAUACAAGGACGAAUGUGUCUUCUCUUUCGAUAAUCCGGAAACCGAGACCGGUCUGUACGUAGGUCUGAAGAGUUUUUUCGGACUUGGACGCGAUUAUGUUGAAAAACACUUCCACAAAACGGGAGAAGCCGUCUAUCUCCACAUCCGGCGAGUGCGUCAUGAAGUCUCAUCACCCCCACAGGGCGAUGGACCCGAGAAGAAAAUCACGCGCUUGGCCAUUGGAGUUGACGGUGGUUUUGAUCCAGAGGCCAUGUCAAAGAAGUUUGAGUUUGAGGACUCCUACAAUAUUGUCGUUUUGCCAGGUUUCAGCACCAUCCCCUGGCCCAACACAGAGCUUCCCCAAAUUGUAAAAUCGUCUAUUGAGGGCAUUUUGGAAGCCCCCUCGGCCAGUAAAGUGGCCGAAAUGGAGGCUUUGACGGGGACGUGGGAUGGCGAAGCUCGGGUUGUCUCCCAGUUUGCCCACAACUUGCCACAGUUAGAUAAUGGGAAAAAAAUUCCACCUUCUGGGUGGCAGUGCGAAAAAUGUGAUAAAACUGAUAAUCUGUGGCUGAACUUAACCGAUGGGUCUAUCUUAUGUGGCAGGAGGUUUUAUGAUGGAAGUGGAGGAAAUAAUCACGCCAUUGAACAUUAUAACGCCACAGGUCAUCCCUUAGCUGUUAAAUUGGGGACGAUCACAAAGGAAGGAAAAGGCGAUGUGUUCAGCUACAAGGAAGAUGACAUGGUGGAAGACCCGAAUCUAGUCCAGCAUUUAGCACACUGGGGAAUAAAUAUCGCGAAUAUGGAAAAAACCGAAAAGUCGAUGGUCGAGCUCGAGCUGGAAUUGAACCAAAAAUCGAACGAAUGGUCGGCUUUGCAGGAAAGCGACGGCCAAUUGAAACCCAUCUACGGCCCUGGAUACACUGGAAUGACCAACAUGGGCAACUCCUGUUACCUCAACAGCGUGAUGCAAAUGGUAUUCUCUAUUCCAGAUUUCAUCCAAAGAUACUACCAUGACGCUGAAUUAUUUUUCAACAACGUGGUUGGUGACCCAUGUGAAGAUUUUAACGCUCAAAUGGCUAAAUUAGCUGUUGGUCUACAUUCGGGAAAAUAUUCAGUCCCACCACCUGCAGGAUCUCCCGUAGAUGCGGAUCCUCCAGGAAUAUGUCCCUUGAUGUUCAAGGCUUUGGUGGGUCGAGGACAUCCAGAAUUCUCAACGAAAAAGCAACAAGACGCCCAGGAGUUUUUCCUCCACAUACUCACUCUAUUGGAGCGGAACAGCAAAAAUAAAGUCAAUCCGGGCGAUUGUUUUAAAUUUAAAGUGGAGGAGAAAUUUCAAUGCAGUGCCAGCAAGAAAGUCAAGUAUUUGACGAGGUCUGACGUUCUUCUGCCACUGAUCAUCCCAAUGGAUGCAGCCAUCAAUAAAGACGAGGUUGCAGCCUACGAAACGAAGAAGCUAGAGGCGGAAAAAACGGGCAAAAAACUCCUCGCUAACACCAUCGUGCGGCCAAAAAUAAAUUUCCUUUCGUGUUUGGAACUCUUCACGCAAUCGGAAGUCAUUAACAAUUUUUACAGCUCGGCAGUCAACGCAAACGUUACUGCCCGGAAAACUACGCGAUUGGCAACAUUUCCAGACUACCUCUGCAUUCAGUUAAAAAAAUUCAUGCUGAGGGAAGACUGGGUUCCGAUUAAACUGGACGUUUCUAUUGAAAUGCCAGACAUUUUGGACAUAUCAUCCCUGCGUGGUACUGGCCCCCAGUCGGACGAAGAGCUGCUUCCGGAGCCCAAAGUGCAGCCCCCGGCGCCUGUGAUGGACGAGGGGGUCCUGGCACAGCUGGCUGACAUGGGUUUUCCGCCCGAGGCCUGCAAAAGAGCGGUGUUUUUCACCCAUAACUCCGGCCUGGAGGCGGCCACCGCCUGGAUCAUGGAGCACAUCACGGAUUCCGAUUUUUCGGACCCGUUUGUUCCUCCCGGCACGGAGAGUUCGCACUUUACGCCGAAUGCCGAAGCUUUGGCGAGUAUUGUGGCGAUGGGGUUCACACAACAUCAAGCAACUAAGGCUCUGAAGGCGACGGAUAAUAAUGUGGAAAGAGCGAUGGAUUGGAUUUUUUCGCAUCAGGAUGAGUUGGAUAAUGUUACGUCACCGCCGCCGCCCGAAUUCAGGGACGGGGACGGGAGGUAUAAAUUGGUGGCGUUUGUUUCUCAUAUGGGGACUUCAACAAUGGUCGGCCACUAUGUGGUCCAUAUUCUCAAAAAUGGGCAAUGGGUCAUCUUUAACGACAAUAAGGUGGCUCUGUCGGAACGGCCCCCGAAGGAUCUAGGUUAUAUGUAUUUAUAUGAGCGACUUUAAGUAGCCAAUGGGUUUGUUUCUCUGAUUUUGUAUGUAUAAAUACCAAAUAAAUUGUCAAGAUUUUUCACAUUAA